Messenger RNA from Culicoides brevitarsis, 2236 nucleotides. RefSeq names its product eukaryotic translation initiation factor 2A-like. Gene Ontology annotation, molecular function: mRNA binding; translation initiation factor activity; tRNA binding. Gene Ontology annotation, biological process: translational initiation. NCBI's taxonomy places the organism in Eukaryota, Metazoa, Arthropoda, Insecta, Diptera, Ceratopogonidae. Bases 26 to 1966 code for a protein of 646 amino acids. The record is from RefSeq and is a predicted model, not a curated record. The transcript has 2 exons. Gene Ontology annotation, cellular component: cytosolic small ribosomal subunit.
ACAGCUGAGAGACGUUGGGACCAUCAUGGCUCAAAAAAGCAAAUUACCUGCUCUAGCUCUGCGCUCCAACACGGGCGUCGAAGUCUGGAAUGCUUCAAAUACCGACAAAAGCUACGUAGCAGAUCCCGCAUUUGCUCGUGACGAAAGUAAAAAUUGCCGAGCUCUUGUGUUUAGUCAUGAUGGUAAAUACCUUGCCUGGGCAAACGGUACAAAGGUUCAUAUUGCGACGCCGCACGAUAAUUGGCGCAUAAUUGCGUCGCUACCUCGUCCAAAGGCCUUUUACUUGAAGUUUUCGCCGCGAGGCACGUACUUGAUGACAUGGGAAAUCUUCACGACGUCACCCGCCAAUCCCGAGGGCGCACCAAAUUUGUACUUUUACGAGACAACGACGGGCAACGAGGCGUUCUCGUGCGUGCAAAAGCGCCAAAUUGACUGGGAACCGCAUUGGAGCAGUGACGAAUCACUCGUGGCACUCAUGUGCGGCGGCGAAGUGUUAUUUUACGAGUUACAGCCCGACAGCGAGGGCCUCAGCAAGCCAGCAAAGCGCCUUGGAGGCGGACGAAAUGGCGGCGCCGUAUCCUUAUCUCCCGGAAAUAGUCCGCACAUUGGUUUCUAUGUUCCAGGAGUCAAAGGGGCGCCGUCGAUGUGCAAGUUGUUCAAGUAUCCGAACAUUGAGGCGUCACAACCGGUGGCACAAAAGAGUUUUUUCCAAGCCGACAACGUUCAAAUGAUCUGGAAUAGCAAAGGCACGGGUUUAUUGCUUCUUACGUCGACCGAUGUCGACAACACGGGAGUUUCUUAUUAUGGGAAGCAAGCGUUGCACUUUAUUAACACGAAAGGCGACUCGUUUUCCGUGCAACUUAAUGUCGAAGGCCCGAUCCAUUCUGUCGCUUGGAGCCCACGUGCAACGGAAUUUUGUGUCGUUUAUGGUUACAUGCCAUCCAAGGCAACUCUCUUCAAUCUGAAAUGUGAUCAAAUUUUUGACUUUGGCACUGGUCCCAGAAAUGCCGUUCAUUUCAACUCUUUCGGAAAUCUCGUCUUAUUCGGCGGUUUCGGCAACUUGCGCGGACAAAUCGAAGUUUGGGACAUGGACCAAAAGAAGCAAGUUUCGACGUCUUCCGCUCCCGAUACCACGCAACUCGAAUGGAGUCCCGCCGGAGAUAUUUACGUCACCGCAACAUGCGCCCCUCGCUUGCGUAUCGGCAACGGAUUCAAGAUCUGGCACUACUCGGGAGCCCUUUUGCAUGAAACUUUGUGGCCCGAAAAGCAAGAAUUGUGGGAAGUUGCAUGGCAAAACUUUCCCGAAGACACUUUUGCGCAACCCGUCAUCACCGACGAAAAGAUCGAGGGCAUCCAAUCGAGUACGCCGCAAGCAAGCAAGGCAAAAUACGUUCCGCCAAGUCUCCGUAACUUGCCUCCGGGCACGGAUCUCGACGAGAAAUACAUUCCCGGACUGCCAGCAGGCUACAAAUCAUCGCCAAAUGGUGCUUCCACGAAUGGCAGAACGCCAACUGGCACGAAAAAUUUCCGAAAUAACAACCAACAACGACGCCCGAAUCGCAAAUCCGAAGGAAAAGACGGGGAAACUCCCAAAAAAGAGAACAAACCGCAACGUCCUUUCACCGCGGGAGGCGAACGUACCCCGAAAAAUGGGCGUCAAAUGAAACAACGACCUGAAACUGCCGUCAUAACAAAUGGUCAUUCCGAAAAUGAUGCUCCUCCGGUAAAAGCAACGCCAGAAAAGGUAGAAAAAGAUCCAAAAAUGGCGAAAAUCCACAAAAAAUUGCGCGAAAUUCGCAUUUUGAAGGAUAAACAAGAGAAAGGCGAUAAGCUGGAUGGAAAUCAGAAACAAAAGUUGGAAUCGGAACUUCAACUCGUGCAGGAAUUAAGUGCACUCAAACUAGCUUAUAAGACGGAGAAGCAGAACAAAGCAAAGGUUCUACCACUUCCACAAACAGAACAAUAAAAUUCCCUCAUUUUCUUCCUGCGGUCGGCAUUUACUCAGCGCCAAGACGAAAAUUUUACUCUAGUUUAAUGUAGUUUAAUUUUUUUUUUAAAUAUAACGAAUUACUACGCUACAUCCAUUCACAGACACCAUACAUUACAUUAAAAAAAACAUAGACUGGAAAAAAUUCAAAAUUCAACUCCUAUUUUUAUUUAGUCAGUCAUCGUGAAACAUCGAAAAGACGAUGCCCUUUAUAUACCUUUGAAAAAAAAAAUAAUAAAAAUAAAUAAA